AUGGGCUGUCCUGCACUCACACAUGCGAAGCUUUUGAAUUGGCUGCUGUUGCUGCUGUUGACUUUGCUAUGCCCUCCUGCUGCUGCUUAUUUGGAUGAGCCCAAGCCGAGCAGUAGUUUGUUGCCUCCCUAUGAACCUGACCAUGAGGAUGCUGUUGGUUCUUUACAAGAGAAGAGGUUACAAGUUUUCACACUGGACUAUAACUAUGUGCAAAUUCCCUAUGAAGUUACUCUUUGGAUACUUCUUGCUUCUUUUGCAAAAAUAGGUUUCCAUCUCUACCACCGAUUACCAAGACUCAUGCCUGAAAGCUGCAUCCUGAUUGCCAUCGGAGCACUGGUUGGCGCGAUCAUCUUUGGUACCGAUCACAAAUCCCCACCAGUGAUGAACACAAGUAUUUACUUCUUGUAUCUCCUUCCACCUAUUGUCCUGGAAGAGGGCUAUUUCAUGCCAACUCGUCCAUUUUUUGAAAACUUUGGGUCCAUUCUGUGGUGGUCUGUGCUGGGAUCUCUGCUGAACUCAUUUGGGAUUGGCCUCUCCCUCUAUGGUGUGUGCCAGAUUGAAGCCUUUGGCCUGACCGACCUGAACCUGCUGCAGAACCUGCUCUUUGGCAGCAUGAUUUCGGCUGUGGAUCCUGUGGCAGCUCUGGAAGUUUUUGAAGAAGCCUCUGUUAAUGAGCAGCUUUAUAUGAUGAUUUUUGGAGAGUCAUUGUUAAAUGAUGGCAUAACUGUGGUAUUAUAUAACAUCUUCAUCGCCUUCACCCAGAUGCACAGGUAUGAAGAGAUCGAAUCCAUCGACAUCCUUGCUGGCUUUGCUCGCUUCUUCGUGGUGGGGCUGGGUGGUAUGCUGUUUGGCAUCGUCUUUGGAUUUGUUUCGGCGCUCAUGACUCGAUUCACCCACAACGUUUCUGCUAUUGAACCUUUGCUGGUCUUCAUGUUCAGCUACUUGUCAUACUUGUCCGCUGAAACCCUUUACAUCUCGGGAAUUUUGGCCAUGACAGCAUGUGCAGUGACUAUGAAGAAAUACGUGGAGGAGAACGUUUCCCAGAAUUCCUAUACGACAAUAAAAUACUUCAUGAAGAUGCUGAGCAGCGUCAGUGAGACCCUGAUUUUUGUGUUCAUGGGAGUGUCUACAGUGGGGAAAAACCACGAGUGGAACUGGGCCUUCAUUUGCUUCACUCUGCUUUUCUGCCUCAUUUGGCGAGCACUGAGUGUAUUUGCUCUCUUCUAUAUCAGUAACAAGUUCCGAACGUAUCCCUUCACUGUGAAAGACCAACUCAUUAUUUCCUACAGUGGUCUUCGAGGAGCCAGUAGCUUCUCUCUUGCGUUCUUGCUCCCAGUGAACCUCUUUCCAAGGAAAAAUUUGUUCAUUACUGCUACACUUGUAGUUAUAUACUUUACUGUGUUCAUCCAGGGAAUCACAAUUGGACCAUUGGUCAGAUAUCUAGGUGUUAAAAAGACCAACAAAAAGGAGUCCAUCAAUGAAGAAAUUCACAUGAGAUUGAUGGAUCACUUCAAGGCUGGUAUUGAAGACAUAUGUGGACAUUGGAGUCAUUAUCAGCUGAGAGAUAAAUUUAAGAAGUUUGACAAUAAGUAUUUGAAGAAAAUUUUAAUUCGGGAGCAUCAACCCAAAUCCAGCCUUGUGUCAUUAUACAAAAAGAUGGAGAUAAAACUGGCCAUUGAGAUGGCUGAGAAUGCCAUGGAAAUUUCAAAAUCAUCCACAGCUUCUUUACAGAGCUGGAGAAAUCAGUGUGUGCACAGGCUCUCCCCUGCUGAGGUGGAGUCCAUGAGAAAUGUCCUGACACAUAACCUAUACCAAGUGCGACAAAGGGCACCGUCAUACAACCGCCACAACCUGCCCACCAACACCAGCGAGAAGCAAGCCCAGGAAAUCCUCAUCCGUCGGCAGCACAGCCUGAGGCAGAGUUGCAGGAAGGGAAACAGCUUACCUUGGGGUAGACCGGCUAGCACCACGGGCGCACGCUACCUCUCCUUGCCGCAGGGCCAUGGCCAGCCCACUUGGCGAAAAGCCAGGCAUGUUACUUUUACAGAUCACCCCAGAAGCAACUCUGAGGGUGGCAUCCCGGUAAGGUUCAGACCCCAGCCCCGGCUACGGCCGCUCGAAGCAAAGCACCGCCAGGAGGAGCUGAUUCCAAUGGCACGCUUAGACAGACAUGUCUGCCCAUCUGAUUUCUCAGGUCAAAGAGGAAAUUCAAUCAGUCAGCAUCGUUUCACCAGAGCAGACAAUCUAGCUCUAAUGCCAAAGACUCGAUUCACUGGGGGAGAAGUUGAGGGGUAUGAGUCAGAAGAAGAGACAGAAACGAUGGCACCAGCCAGGCCAUUAGACAUAUGAGGAGCAGAGAAGAGUGAUGUUCGCAUCUCUAGGGUCCUCUGCGUGCUGCUCCAGAGAAAAUAACAGAGCUCUUAUAUGAACCAAACCACAAAUUUCCUUUUGGGACCAGUGCACUCAUUCUCGUAUCACUUUCAAACACUGUAUCAAGGUACUUAGUGGCUCAGAGAAGACUCAAAUUCUUAUAUGUUUAUAUCAAGUUUACUUUUCAA
Cygnus atratus (black swan) is the source of this 2558-nucleotide messenger RNA. It is a transcript of the gene SLC9A4, whose product is annotated as solute carrier family 9 member A4. Gene Ontology annotation, molecular function: sodium:proton antiporter activity. Bases 1 to 2349 code for a protein of 782 amino acids. The transcript is spliced from 12 exons. Lineage: Eukaryota; Metazoa; Chordata; Aves; Anseriformes; Anatidae. Gene Ontology annotation, cellular component: membrane. The record is from RefSeq and is a predicted model, not a curated record. Gene Ontology annotation, biological process: proton transmembrane transport; regulation of pH; sodium ion transport.